AUGGAUGACAUCGCGGGGUUGAAAUGGACUUCAACCCCGGCAAACGGCCAACCACGCACGACAUCUAAUUACAAUGCGUUUUCUACGUUCAAACCUACGCCGCCCAACUCUGGACGAGCAACACCUCUCGACGCAUCUUCUGCUACCCAACCUAGAGCGAAAUCCACCACUCCAGUGAGCGAUAGCUUUGCCAACCUAGUGUCAUUCGGGCCGGGCGCAAACAAGAACCUAUCGCUCGUAGAGCAACAAAAGAGACAGGCAGAGACAAGACUUGAGCAGCAGCAGAAGACAACUCAAAGUAUACAUGAUCAAUAUGCUGGCGGAGAUGAUCAGUUUUGGAACAACCUUGGGAGUGGGAGAGGUACCCCUGUCGUGGAUGGUCCAAACGUUGCCUCUAGAAACUUGCCAAACAAUACACGAAAUGACAACAACGAUGAAGAAGAUGAUCUAUUUGCCGCCUUCAAUAAGCCAGCUCCACGGCAGAAUCAGCCCCUUGCAACGAGUUCCAACGACAAUGUGAAGAAUAAUGAGGAAGACGAUCCCUUCGAACUAUUGAAUUCUGCUUCUCGGAGGACCGAUACGGCCACAACUGCUACCUCUGCAGACGAUGAUGAUGUCCUUGGUUUGCUUGGAGAGCCUGCCUCGGUUCACCUAAAAGCCGAUCGACUGCCUCGCGAGGAAGAUAGUCAUGCUGAAGAUAUACAUCCUCAAGAAAAGGCCAUAGCUGAACUUGUAGACAUGGGAUUCCCCGCAGACAAAGCACGGCUUGCUCUCGAAACCACAGAAACGGGAACGGAUGUACAGGCUGCUGUGGGAUAUCUGCUGAACCAGGCACAUGCUGAAGCAAGGCAAAAAUCCCUAGGCCGUGAUUCGCACCAGCCUGACCAUGACAGGGAAGGCAGACUCAAGAAUGGCCAGGCAGAUCAAGAAUCGUCUCAACGCCGAACAAGACGCGACGAUGGGAGCGGGUCUCGGAGUCGGCCACAUGGACGACCAGGUGCUUCAGACAAAGAUUUCGAGCAGAUGGCAGCGGAAUUUGGCACCAACUUUCUGAAGACAGCUGGGUCACUCUGGAAACAAAGCACGAAACGUGUCCAGCAGGCUGUUCAGGAUUUCAAUGCCGACGGCGAAUCUUCCAGUCAGCCACGCUGGAUGCGAGAAGCAGAGCGACCACACCGGAUUGAUCAUCAACAACAUCCACGUUAUGUUGGUUCGGGCAUGACAGACCCCAGUAGGCGGGUCCCCGACGGUCAGAAACCUUCAGAUGUAACAGACGAGGCCCUGAUGCUUGAAUCUGAUCGACCGGCUCCACCACCGCGCCCUACAGUUUCAUCCAGGACGGACCGUUGGCUCGAUCCCAGUGCAGACUCUUCUAGAGACCACUCUCCAGCCAUUCCACAUCGUUUAAGAGAAUCACUCCCCCAGAAGCAGCCUGCCUUCUUACGCCAGCAGACUCCGUCACCUGCGGCAACGUCAAGGGCCGCAUUGAACAGAGCAACCGCAGACGAACAAGCCGCCCAAGCUUAUGUCAGUUCUGCGCGAAGACGCAGAGCUCCAGCGAGCGAGCAACCAGUAGAUCCUGCUUCUGAACCCGAUCUUCUCGAUGGGAACUUCAAAGCUACUUCCGAGCCGCAACCAGCCCCAAGAACUGCAGCAAGGGCUUCGCCUCCCGCACGCUCUCAGCCACAGCCUCACCGACAGACGGGUAUGGCAGUUCGGCCACCUCCACCAAGUCGCACCAUACCGGCGGUCUCAGCUAUUAGCCUCCAGGCGAGCCACUCCCACCGCGAAAAGGGUAACGAACACUUCAAGCGUGGAGACUAUUCGUCUGCGCACACUUCCUACACCACAUCUAUAUCCCAUCUCCCUGACUCUCACCCACUCCUUAUUGUGCUUCUAACCAACCGCGCUCUAACCGCGCUCAAGAUAGGCGAGCCCAAAACCGCUAUUUCUGAUGCCGAUCGUGCCAUGACUGUGAUAGGAAACUCCAAGGGGGAGAACGAGACCAUCAACAUGGCCACAGGAAACGGCCAAGAUAACAAGCCCAUGCGCGAUUAUUACGGCAAGGCGCUUAUGCGCAAGGCUGAAGCGCUGGAACAAAUGGAGAAAUGGAGCGACGCGGCUCUCGUAUGGCGCGAAGCUGUCGAAGGCGGCCACGGUGGUGCAACGAGUAUACAAGGUCGCAUGCGUGCGGAGAAGGCGGCCCGCCCUCAGCCUCCGAAAGCACCGCCGAAGCCUAAAGCCAUGUCCAGACCCAGUCCGAUGCCCGCAAAGGCCGCGUCUGCACCUCCCGCAGCAGCGGUGAAUCGGCUACGCGCAGCAAAUCUAGCAGCUGAAAAGGCCGACGAUGAGAAAUUCCGCCUGUCGGACUCUGUCGACGCACGCAUUCAAGCGUGGAAAGGGGGGAAGGCGGACAAUUUACGUGCGUUGUUGGGUAGUCUGGACAAUGUGCUCUGGGAGGGUUCAGGAUGGAAGAAGAUCAGCAUGGCUGAUCUGGUGUUGCCUGGGAAAGUCAAAAUUCAAUACAUGAAAGGCAUUGCGAAGGUGCAUCCUGACAAGAUCCCCACGGAUGCAACAACAGAGCAGCGAAUGAUCGCGGGUGCGGUAUUUAGUGCCUUGAACGAGGCUUGGGACAAGUUCAAGACGGAAAAUGGUCUUUAG
This is a messenger RNA of Exophiala spinifera, 2661 nucleotides long. RefSeq lists its product as uncharacterized. The record is from RefSeq and is a predicted model, not a curated record. NCBI's taxonomy places the organism in Eukaryota, Fungi, Ascomycota, Eurotiomycetes, Chaetothyriales, Herpotrichiellaceae. The transcript is spliced from 2 exons. Gene Ontology annotation, biological process: clathrin coat disassembly; clathrin-dependent endocytosis. Bases 1 to 2661 code for a protein of 886 amino acids. Gene Ontology annotation, cellular component: cytoplasm; intracellular membrane-bounded organelle; vesicle. Gene Ontology annotation, molecular function: clathrin binding.